Messenger RNA from Harmonia axyridis, 3357 nucleotides. Its product is annotated as glucose dehydrogenase [FAD, quinone]-like. Lineage: Eukaryota; Metazoa; Arthropoda; Insecta; Coleoptera; Coccinellidae. The transcript is spliced from 6 exons. The coding region runs from base 165 to 2165 and encodes 666 amino acids. Gene Ontology annotation, molecular function: oxidoreductase activity, acting on CH-OH group of donors; flavin adenine dinucleotide binding. The record is from RefSeq and is a predicted model, not a curated record.
ACAACGUUCUGAAUAGUAUCAAACCAUUCGUAUGAAAUCAACGAACGGCACAAGUCAAUUUCUAAACCUAGUGUAGCUGGUUUACCUACAUUAUCUAGUUGCAAAACCAGACUUCUCAUCGUAUUCUUAGUGAAAACGUCCGACAUUGUCCUAAAUGAGACAUCAUGAAGAUAUUCUACAUAUGCGCGAUAUUAACAACCCUACAAUUUAAGGUAUUCUGUCAGGUACAAGAUAUGCUGGUGGCUUCGAUAGAAAAAAAUCUACAGGAUGAAGACAGCGUGAGGACAUUUAUCAACAACAUUCAUGACGUGGUCCGAAAGUACAGCAAGGUCUACGACAAUAUCGACAAGGAUUAUUGGGCCAGUACUGAAGAUUGGAUACCCAGAUUCGAAUUGAGAACGAGCUACGACUUCAUCAUCGUCGGCAGCGGAUCAGCAGGUUCUGUAAUUGCUAAUCGCCUCUCUGAGAUACCGCAAUGGAACGUGCUCCUGAUAGAAGCUGGAGAUUAUGAGACCAAUUUCAUGGACCUCCCUCUUGUAGCCCCCCUAUUUCAAUACAGCAAGUACAACUGGGAGUACUACGCGGAGUACCAACCGAACAUGUCCAAGGGGUUGAUGGGUGGAAAGAUGCAUUGGCCCAGAGGAAAAGCGAUUGGGGGAACUACCACAAUCAAUUAUAUGAUAUACACGAGAGGAAAUCCAGUGGAUUAUAACAAUUGGGCUGCUCAAGGAAACCCAGGAUGGUCCUACAAAGAAGUCCUGCCCUAUUUCUUGAAAUCUGAACGUGCCAGACUAGCUGAAAAGGAUCCAAACUUCCACGGCUACAACGGCUAUCUGGGGGUGGAGAACGUGUACAAAUCCAGACUUCUAGACGCCUUCAUCGCUGGCGGCGGGGAACUAGGUCUACCCCAUAUCGACUACAACUCGCCAAAGGUCCCUUUCGGAGUUUCUCGAGUACAGGCCAACGUAAAAUCAGGAAAGAGACAUAGUGCAGCCACUUCGUUCUUAAAACCUGUCAGGGAUCGUCCAAAUCUGCACAUACUGCACCCAGCUUACGUCACAAAAUUGCUCAUCCACAAAACCAAAAAGGAAGUUUACGGAGUAGAAUGCGAAAUAGAAGGAAAACUGUACAAAAUAAAAUCCUCGAAGGAAGUCAUCUUAUCAGCCGGUACCUUCAACUCCCCUCAACUCUUGAUGCUAUCCGGAAUCGGUCCCGCAAACCAUCUCCGUGACCUGGGCAUCAAAGUAGUCCAAGAUCUACCAGUAGGCAGAAACCUCCAAGACCAUCUAACCUUCCCCGGCCUUGCUUUCAUCAUAAACCAAACGGAAUCUCUCGGUCCCGCCAAGAUCUUAGGAGGCGAUGCACUCCAGACCUUCCUCAAAAACGGCACCGGACCUCUGACCAGUCUUGGAGGCGUUGAAGGUAUCGGAUACAUCAAGACUCAGUACGCCACCGAACCAGGUCCUCAACCGGACAUAGAAUUGAUUUUUGUUGGAGGAAGUUUGACAAGCGACUACGGCAUGUUCACCAGGAGAGGCAUGAAGAUAACCAACAAGGUGUACGAUGGUCUUUUACGGCCUCUUCACGGCGUGCCCACCUGGACCGUGUUCCCCAUGUUGCUGCAUCCAAAGUCCGUUGGUUGGAUGAAGUUGGCGUCGAGGAACCCUAAGGACUACCCUAAAUUCUACGGGAACUUCUUCUCGGACCCGAACAACAGGGACAUAAAAACCUUCAUAUCAGCCAUAAGAUUCAUCCAGAAGCUGUCGAAGACAGAGGCUUUCCGCAGGUUUGGAUCUGUACUGAAUCCUAACAGACAACCAGGUUGCAUACAGUUCAAGUUCGACUCUGACGAGUACUGGGAAUGCUGUUUGAGGGCGAUCAGUGUCACCUUACAUCAUCAAGUUGGUACGGCCAAGAUGGGACCAGCAGGUGAUCCCACUAGUGUCGUCGAUCACCAACUCAAAGUACAUGGUGUUGAUAGAUUGAGAGUGGCGGACUGUAGUGUUAUUCCUUUUGCGCUCAGCGCACACACCAACGCACCGUCCUUUAUGGUCGGAGAGAAAGCAGCUGAUAUUAUCAAGGAACAGUGGCUUAAUGUUUCCAAUCAAAGCGAAGAUUCAGACGACACUUCCAACAAAGUUAAAAAACAUGGAUAUAGGCAAUAGACUAGGACAAGUGUAUCAGUAGCCACAAAUGAGUUUGAAGAACUCAUGUUUGGAGAAACUAGUAUCUUACGAUAACUGCCCUGUGAACUUCAGUGUUGUUCUAAAUUUCACUAGCUUUCUGGCUCCGAGAAGCUACCUAUGGUCUUCACGAUCAGGCGACAGAGCCUUCCAACCAGCAUUCAGUUCUCGUACUGCUAAGCGAUAAAGGGUGAAUUGAAUGGUUUGAAAACGGUUUCAGUCUGGAAUUUUUUUUUUUUUUUUGAGGUUCGAAAUGUUUUAAUAAAAAUGACAAAUAUUAGGUAUUAUUGAAAUGUUUAUGGUUUUUUACAUGUAGAUAUGUUCCUCAAAAAACAAUAAAAUUUAUCACAUAUUACACAUAGACCUAGAUUUAGGUAUUUUUAAAUUAACAACUUUUCUUUUGACUCUGUGUGGAAAUCGCUUAAUCAAUUCUUUCAAUUUUUGAAAGAUACCUUAUCAUGCCAGAUUAGAAUAAACUCACAUUUUUUUGUAUUUAUAGUUUCUGUUUUAUAUCAUUUUGAAAAUUGAAAGAUUUUUCAUUCGUAUCCGAAUUAUUUCGAUAAGAAACAUCAAAUUAUUUCAUUAUUGUAUAAUUCAAUUGUCAUUUAUCGCUUUCUUAUUUGAUAAUAUUUCCUUUUAUUGAUAUUCAAAAUUUUUUUUAACUCUUAUUAUAUUAUGUAUUUUUUCAUCAGAAUAUGAAAAUUCGAAAAAUUUUGAAAUUCAUCAAUAAUUGCAAUAAUUGAGAUACCAUUGAAAGACCUUUCAAACUUCAAAGUGAUAUAAAAUUAAAUGUAGCUUGAACCACGCAAAAUUUCAGAACGAGCCUGUAGUUCUUCAAUAUACUCAAAGUUCUAGGACCAAACAACGAUUCUCAUACUCAAUAUUAGUUUUUUGGUUAAAAUAUAUGUAUUCAAACUGUAUACAGUUUGAAUAUAUAUUUUUUUUUAGAUAAUGAAUCUAAAAGAACUAGAACUACUUUGGGGUUAUUUUUUUACAUUCCAUGGGGGCAGUUGAACUGAGGUAACUUGGUUUGGCAUUUGAAUAUUCUUCAAACAGUUUUAUUUUUAGGAAUGAUUUCACAUCCACCAUAUGCCUGUAAUACUGUAAAAUGUCACAAAGGUUUGACUGAAAAUAUUUAUUGUAAAGAUGUAUAAAAUAUAUUUAUUACAUAUAA